GUCGUCCUCUUGAACAUGUCCGAGUCAAGUAAAUACAUCCUUCAGACCGUGGGCUUUGACGCCCGCUUCCCCAAUACCAACCAGACCAGGAACUGUUUCCAGAACUACACAGACUACUUCAAAUGCAUAACCGCUAAGGGGGAAGAUUACGCCCCUUGCAAACAAUUCAAAAAGGCCUACAAUUCACUUUGCCCCAAUGAAUGGAUUUCCAAGUUCGACGACCAACGCGAAAAUGGCACUUUCCCUGCGUCGCUGGAGCCUUAGAUAGAGUAGAAAUGCAUAAUAGA
Molecule: messenger RNA, 287 nt
Organism: Laccaria bicolor S238N-H82
Lineage: Eukaryota; Fungi; Basidiomycota; Agaricomycetes; Agaricales; Hydnangiaceae
Exons: 6
Coding region: 16-264 (82 amino acids)
Cellular component (GO): mitochondrion; respiratory chain complex IV
Source: RefSeq, a predicted model, not a curated record